Molecule: messenger RNA, 2060 nt
Organism: Cynara cardunculus var. scolymus (artichoke)
Lineage: Eukaryota; Viridiplantae; Streptophyta; Magnoliopsida; Asterales; Asteraceae
Product: eukaryotic translation initiation factor 2D
Exons: 8
Coding region: 75-1898 (607 amino acids)
Biological process (GO): formation of translation preinitiation complex; translational initiation
Molecular function (GO): translation initiation factor activity
Source: RefSeq, a predicted model, not a curated record
UUCUUCCUUGGUAUGCUGACACACUCGCAGUGAGCGAAGGAUCCGAUAGACGAGACUGGUUUUGAAUUAUAGAAAUGUUCAAGAAAUCGGUGGAAGCAAAAUCGCAGCAGCGAUUAUCGGGUGCCGACCGUAAGAAAUUGAAGCGAACCAUCAAAGAACGGUUUCCGAAUGCUUCCGAUUCCGACCUCGACACCUUAAUUCCACCUAAGGUAGAGAUAACUGUCUCGAAGCACCCAAAUCGUGUUCUUAUUUACAGUUUGGAAGGUGGAUGGCCAAUGUUCUUUGAUGUUGAUAGCAGAGGCACGUCGAUAUUUCCAACAGUCUUUGCACUAUGGAAAGUUCCUCAUCUUCUACCUGCUUUCAUUCUGAAAGGAGGUGAGGUUUCACGUUAUGUGAUUGGAGGGGCAGAUCUGAUGUUUCCUGGUAUCAGUAUAGAUUCAGAGGGUCUGCCUGAGUUUUUAGCUGGGGAGACAUGGGCCGUUAAAGUGCCUGGUAAUCCAGCUCCAAUCGCGGUUGGGUCUACCUGCAUGAGCAGCUCAGAGGCUCUAAAAGCUGGUCUCCGUGGAAAGGCUUUAAAGAUAAACCAUCACUAUCGGGAUGCACUUUGGGAAUCAGCUGAAGGUCGAUAUGUGCCCAAUGAUGGCUUUCUGGAAGAUGUAGUGUUUGAGGAUCCGUCUCUGUCGACUACUUCUCAGCAAUUUGAGUUGUCACAUGCUGAUGCUGCAAAUCAUAACAGUGAUGCAGAUAACGGAGAAUUAGAGGCGGGUAUGGAUGGCCCAGAUGCUAGUUAUCCUGAUUCAUCUACGAAAAUGCAGGCAAACCCGAAUAUUGCCCAACAAGUAACAACUGAUCUUGGUGAUCUGAAGGUGAUGGAAAAUGUUCAAAGUGAUAAGGGCAUUGUUGAGGAUCAACAUACGCUUUCGGUUGAGGAUAUAGAUGCACUUUUGGACAAAUGCCUUCUGCAAGCAUUUUAUACUACCCUUAAGGAUAAAGAUCUUCCUAUUGCUGGAAGUACAUUAUGGGCGAAUCAUAUAUUACCUUGUAGGCCACCUGGCACCGUGUUGGAUAUUAAGAAGUCAUCACACAAAAAGUUGUCAAAGUGGUUACAAUCCAAGUCUUCUGAAGGACUGAUUUCAUCGAAAGAAGAUAAGUAUAAAAAAGAAGUUAUGGUUUUGGCUGUUAACCGCAAGCAUCUGGAUUACACAUCUUUUAAGCCUGAAAAGCAACAGGUGGAGAAAACCGAACAAACCGUUGAUCCUGCUAAUGAAGCAGAUAUCAACCGAAUGAUGGAGGUUGUGGAGAUUUACAAACCGAGUGUGCACGUAAAUCCCAUUUUCACUUCAGUUGGAGCCGAUACACGCCAACUUUAUAGUGCAUCGGAAGCCAGCGAAGUUGUUUUUGCUUAUGUUGAAAAAGAAAACCUGGUAAGACCAACAAACAAGUCGGUCGUGGUUCUAGAUGCGAUUUUGUGCGAUUCUUUAUUUAAGGGCGCGAUAAAGAAAGGUUCCACAUAUCCUUCUGAAAUACAUAAGAAGGAUUUAGCGCCAACGUUUAUAAGUAGAAUGCAAGCGCAUCACCAAGUGACAAGAGGAAAAGAGUCCGUUGUGCGGAAAGGUGGAUUAAAACCGUUGCAGAUAAUGACUGAACGGAGGCAAGGGAACAAGAAAGUGACGAAGCUCUCGGGGAUGGAAUCUUUUUUGAUUGAUGCUGAGCCAUUGGCAUCGGAACUGCAGAAGAAGUUUGCUUGUAGCACAUCCAUUACGGAAUUGCCAGGGAAGAAGGGAUAUGAGAUUCUGGUUCAAGGCGGGGUGAUCGAUGUUCUUGCUAGAUAUCUUGUCGAGCAAUAUGGGAUACCGAAGAAAUACAUCGAGGUUCUUGAUAAAACAGCCAGGAAGUGAAGUUGUUCAAAUUAUCAUGUAUUAUUGUUCUUUGUUGGAGUUGCUACUACUUUUGAAUGACUGACCCUGCUAGCUACUGUUAUGAUAUGCAUGAUUUCACUUAGUUGCAUCAUAUACAACUAUACCAACCCCAUGAUUCAUGUUUUAAAGGCUCGUUUUUGA